This is a messenger RNA of Acanthochromis polyacanthus (spiny chromis), 2967 nucleotides long. It is a transcript of the gene pter, whose product is annotated as phosphotriesterase related. The record is from RefSeq and is a predicted model, not a curated record. Gene Ontology annotation, molecular function: zinc ion binding. Lineage: Eukaryota; Metazoa; Chordata; Actinopteri; Pomacentridae. Gene Ontology annotation, biological process: catabolic process. The transcript has 5 exons. The coding region runs from base 114 to 1163 and encodes 349 amino acids.
UCUCGCGUUGACUGGGACUCAUCUGGACAUGCUCUUGAACUAAUCUGUAGGAAGCUCAGCUGUCUGUGCUCGGCUGGUGGUGGAAGUGUACCGAAAAAAGAAACAAGAUAAUCAUGUCAGCGCUGAGUGGGAAGGUCCAGACCGUCCUGGGUCUGCUGGAUCCAGACCAGCUGGGCCGGACCAUGACCCAUGAGCACCUGAGCAUGAGCUUCGAGUGCUGCUACUUCCCCCCUCCACCAGGGGAUGAGGCCGUGGCAGAGAACCCAUUCCAGAUACAGCACAUGCACUGGCUGAGACAGAACCAGUACAGCAGCCACGAGAACCUGCUGCUGCAUCAGGAGGCCAGCGCCGUGCGGGACGAGCUGCUGGCCUACAGGAAGGCCGGCGGGGGCACCAUAGUGGAGAACACCACAACUGGCAUCGAAAGGGAUCUGCCCACCCUGCGACAGCUGGCCAAGGACACCGGGGUCCACAUCAUCGCAGGAGCUGGCUACUAUGUGGACUGCACACACACUGAGGCCACCAAGAAGAUGAGUGUGGAGAAGCUCACAGACAUCAUCGUCAGCGAGGUGCUCCACGGCGCUGAUGGCACAGACAUCCGAUGUGGCGUGAUCGGUGAAAUCGGCACCAGCUGGCCCAUCACAGAGAGCGAGGCCAAGGUGCUGAGGGCCACAGCUCAGGCUCAGGCUCAGCUGGGCUGUCCAGUUAUCAUCCAUCCUGGCAGGGACGCUGCAGCUCCAGCUGAAGUCGUUCGGAUUCUCCAGGAGGCCGGCGGUGACAUCAGCAAAACUGUCAUGUCUCACCUGGACAGGACUUUAUUCGAAGACGGGGAGCUGCUUGAGUUUGCUAAGCUGGGAAGUUACCUGGAGUAUGAUCUGUUUGGAGUGGAGAUGCUGAUCUACCCGUAUAAGCUGGACGUAGACAUGCCCAGCGACUGCCAGAGAGUGAAGGCCUUGGCGUUGCUGGUGAAGGAGGGCUACGAGGACAAGAUUGUGAUCGCACACGACAUCCACACCAAAAACCGUCUGACCAAGUACGGCGGCCACGGCUACUCUCACAUCCUGAAGAACAUCGUGCCGAAGAUGCUGAUGAGGGGCAUCUCACAGCACCAGGUGGAUAAGAUCCUUAUCGACAACCCUAAACGCUGGUUGACCUUCAAAUAAAUCCAAAAACAAAAGAUGUUACACAAGGAAUGUAGCCAAUACGUUAUCUUCAGAUCAUGGCUCCAUACCCAACAAUGAACACUAGAAGAUCUUUGCAAUAACCACAAUUUAAAUUCAUUUAUUAAUGUGCUUUAGAACCUUUAUACCAACAAGUUCAGAGUUAGUCUGUAAUUAGUCUUUAAUUUCAGUCUUCUUAAAUUUUUCAGCGGAGCUGAUGUUUCAUGACUUCAUCUUUUGAAAGGAAAAGGAUCACAGGCUGUAGUUUCUUCCAGCUGAAAGCGUUUUUAUAGAUAUUCUUAUUGAUUAAAACCUAAUUUUAUAUUUGUAAUUAUACAUUAUUAACUUUGUACGCAAAUGAUAUGAAGGAGCCUUGCAGGAUCACAGUGCCUCUCAUUAAGCCGCCUUGUUUUAGCCCCAUUUAUGCCACGGAAAAAAUCGUUUGUUUGCAGAAUGUGAUUACAGUCGAGGAUAAAUAUUUCCAAUCUCCACAGGUUCUCUGCAGCGGUGCUCACAACUGUGGUGCUAAUUGAUUUUUUAAUUUCAAUGUCAAUGUCAUAGCCACUUUAUUUGUGUUUGUAAGUGACAUUUCUGCAAACACGUUGUAUGGGAGGGGAAAUAAUGAGCAUGUCGGUAAUCAGUAUGCUACUCUGCUCUUGACACAAUGCGGCUGUGUUAGAUGAGUUGUCCUGUUGCCCCUCACUGGGUGUCUGUGUGUCUAUGGGAGGCUGAGUGUCUGGCAGGCCCAAAUGAAGGACAUGUUCUCCUCUCAUCUGGGAACAGGUGGCCUCACAGGGUGACUUCACCACAUGAUCAAUGGCACGAUCGCCACAGCUGACUGUGCGAGCCGCAAACAGCUAUACAACUUUGAUUAAUUUUCAGAGAGGAUUACAAAGCGAGGCGCAGGAUUUAAUUUGGCAUUACAUUUUAAGCGGCGGUCCUCUUUGGAGGGGCGUAAUAAUCAGCGAGCAGAUUGAUGAAUGUUGUCGAGCUGGAGGAAACAUAUCUGUUAGCGUGGCCGGCCAGUUUUGUGAUGGUGACUAACCACCAGACCACCCUGUCGCCCCAACCAGAUGUCAUGUUGACACACACAAGAAAAAUGAUCCAUUUUGUGAUAGCGAGCAUCAGAAGGGCCCUUUACAGAAUGUUUGUUUCUCUUUAAAGUCUCUUUAUGCUGCACAGUGUUAAAAUAUCAACUUUUAUAGACAUGCAUAACUACAGCUUUGAACACUUUCACCCAGAAUGCAACAACUAUGACAUAUUUUUGGAAAAUAAAGCACACAAGGGGACGAACAACACUGUCAACAGAGUAUGUGAGUACAAUAUCAGCAUCUAUAAUUGAUCGCUAAGGGUCAAUACAUUGAACUCUCAAUCUAAAGUCACUCAGCUUAUGUUACCACAGCAGCUACAGUUUGUUUGACAUAUGAGCAAACUUAAUUUGCAAAGCCUAACAGUUCAUUCAGGGUGCACAAGCGACACUAAUCAACCUGACAUGAGUACAACUCAGUGCGGUACAAAAUAAAAUUCAUUAUUGUUUUCCUGUAGUUACAUUGUCAGCUUGUCAUAUUGCAAGGUGCUGUUUUCUUUUUUGCAUGACUUCCUCCACAUCUCCCUUGAUUCUUUUGAAAUACAGAAACGGUGAGCUCUGUCUCUAAUAAUCCGGCUGACAUUGAACUGAGCACGAGCAGUGAAGCAAACUAAAUGUAGAGCAGCUCUUUCUCCCCUCAGCUGAGCCCCUCCGUGUUUCAAUCAGCGUACAACAUGAAGCCGGAGAAGGUGCUGUACUUGUUGUUGUUGCCCCCAUGCG